This is a messenger RNA of Prunus armeniaca (apricot), 576 nucleotides long. Lineage: Eukaryota; Viridiplantae; Streptophyta; Magnoliopsida; Rosales; Rosaceae. The record is from the annotation of a GenBank genome assembly.
AUGUCCCCUCGAGCGCCAAGGCACAAACCAAAAUCCACUCAAGCGGCCCUGUGUUCAAAUGGUGCAAAAGCAUACGCAAGUCUUCACAUUUUCCACCUCGAAAUCAUCUUUUGCACUUCUAGCUGUAAAACUAGACUAGCAGCAUCGGCUAUUGAGGCGGAGGCUCACGCAGCUUUGAGUGGAGUUUAUUUAGCUACUCAAAUGGGGAUAUCACAUGCGGUUUUCGAAUCUGACUCAAAGGAGCUGGUCCAAUCUGUCAAAGGCCAUAUUCUGAGGAGCUUCGAUACAUUUCGAAAUCGAGAAAUUUCUACUGGAGCGGGUGCUAUCCGAGAACAGCAAUUCGAAGAGCCUGCAGUGGUUUCAGAUCGUACUCUUGGAACUGGGUGCCCCGUGGUGCAAACAAAGCAGCAGAUGCUGCAGCUUCUCAAGCUAAAAGGAGGAUGUGUGAUGAGGUUUGGGAAGCCAGCCUCCCAUCCUCUUUGGUCUUUGUGUUGCAAGCUGAUGGGCUCCCAUGUCCCCCUACAAUGUGAGCACUGGCUGUUAGAGGCGGACACGCUCCCUAUUUGGGAGGUGUAA